AUGGGAUUCUCUAAAGCUAUGAAGGGUGUGGUCAACAUUCCAGGUUCUACAUUCAGGAUGCAAUCUAUUCUUGAUAAAGAAGGGUUUUCCUCAAUUAAAGCUUCGGCAUUGGGUCCGUGUCUUCUCUUAUUGGAGGAAUCCAAAAAUGGAGCCUUGGAGGAACUGUUAGGGGAAUGUGAUGCGAGAUGGAAAGUGUGGUUUUCGGAGGUAAGAAGAUGGAACAAUAAGGAGAUGGAUAAGGAGAGGCUAAUUAGGGUGAAAGUCUAUGGUGUCCCGUGCUUUGCUUGGCAUAGAAAUUUUUUUGUGGCGUUGGCGAAUUCGUUCGACAAGUUCGUUUGUUUGGAUGAGUAUACUUCUAAUGGCAGAAAUUUCGAUACUGCGAGAAUUACGUUGAUUGUCAAGUUAUCGUUUAUUCUUCAGGAGUCUUGUGUGGUGAUCUAA
This is a messenger RNA of Vicia faba (fava bean), 441 nucleotides long. The record is from the annotation of a GenBank genome assembly. Lineage: Eukaryota; Viridiplantae; Streptophyta; Magnoliopsida; Fabales; Fabaceae.